AGGAGCCUCCAUCCUUGCUGUUGUGAGUCAGGAGGGAAGUACCAUGUUAAAGAGUCAUGCACCGCCCGAGUGUUGUGCCCCGUGGUCUUGACGUGCUGCGCCAACUCAAGCGAGAGCAAAGACUUACAACAGAUCAGCGUAUCAGAUGCACAGAAGAAACUCGAGUCGUCCCUGGAGGGUUUGGAGGUUGUUAGGAUGACCUCCUCGGCGACCUCCUCCGGCCAGGGGUCUUCAGUGCCCCACACGCCGGAGGAAAAGGAUCAGCAAAGGGCCAGAGAGAGUCCCUCCGGAAUUCCAACCUCUCUCGAAAAUAUUCCAACCAACGACUUAGGGGAAUCCCUGGACUGCAGGAGAGCCGCCACUUGGUACCAUGCUUCCAAAGGGGCCGCCGCCUCCCUGCCCACCACCUCCACCUCCACCAGAAGCGUCGACUCCAGCGAUUCCGGGAUUUACGACCUCGACGACGACUAUUCCUUUGUCAUCACGGAAAACUCCCCGCCCGAGCUGGUGCGUCGGGUAGAGGCAGACUUCACCCCCAUCGAGAACCUGGACCUGACGGUGACAGGCAAGCAGUGUCCACGCCUCCUCAGCGGAUACCAGAAGGCGCGGCAGGAGGAGCAGGCCAUCCUGGAGUCGCUGCGGGAGGAAGGGUUCAUAGCCACCUCCAAGCAGAAGUGCAGCACCGGCAUCGCCUUUGAAAUCAUAGAAGCCACUCCGGCCACCGAGUCAGCAGGAUCCAGCAAGAUCAAGCCGAAGGACUUUCUUCCGGAGGGGACUCGGCAGCACCUCGAGUCACAGAGGAAUAAAUUCAACCUACGAGAUCUGACUCACGCUGACGUACGCAUGAAAAUGGAAAUGGCAGACAUGAGACGGGAAGCUGAGCUGACGUCGAAGAAGGAGAAAAUGGCUGCUCUCUGCAGGAACGAGAACGUAGAGGAGAAGAAAGCAAAUGAUCUGCGGGAGAAGUUGACGCAGCAGAGAAGCUCAGCGCUGGAGAAGAGGGAAGCGCACUUGAAAGAGCUCCGUGACAAACUGCAGGCACAGAACAAGAAAGCCAAGCAGGUGAAGCUCAAAAAGAUAAUAAACGCCCCUCCUGUCCCCGUCCCCUUUGGCCCCACUGCUCAGGUCUUCCUCGGCUCAAACAACAACGACAGCUUUUUUGACUGAAUAACCUCAGUUUGAUAUCCUGGUUAUAAAGAUUUAUAUUUAUCUCAGAGAAUAUCUGAAUCGUGAAGCUGUGUAGAUGGUUUAAAAUAUGUCACAAAAGGAAUUAUGCGUGUGCCUGUGAAAGUAAAUCUGUGCUUAGAAAGCAUCCGAAUAUGUUGAUGAAUGGGAACUAGUGUAUGAGGCAGCACGAGAAAAUGUUUGGAAUGUGGCCUGUCUGUGCACAUAGGUGGCGUGUGGUUGAUGAACAGAAAACCACAUAUGUGGUGUACGAGUACACCUACACUUUCGGCAGAGUGAAUGGAAUCACUGGAGUCGUGCGAUUGAGGUUGAGAAAUUUGAGAAAAGUUUUGAUAAAGGACACGACGUGUUUACGUCUGGAUUUCCAGGAUAUCCAGGUGAAAGUGUAGACCUGGAUGAAUGGGAAGAAACUGAUAGUCAUUCGUCAUAAUAAUUUAGUAAGAAAAGCAGCAUUUUUUUUUUUCUUACCGGACUGCUUAUUAGAAAUAAUAAAUAAGUGAAGAAAAAGUUUCAAACUGAAACAUUUUACGCGUCACUUUUCGGAAAGAAUUAUUUUCAUCGUGAAACAAACAAUACGAAUGAAUGACUACCUUUCCAUCCAAGGUUCAAUGUUGUCAGAAAAAUCCUACUUUGUUGUUUUGUAUGAAUAUUACAAAGAUGAAAAUACGACGUACUUGUACGUACGUACGUAUAUUAGUGCAUAUUAGGUCAGUAGAUCAUGUAACGUAUGCCAUGGUCGUUGCGUGAUUCGUACAAACUUAGUCAGUAGUGUUAAGUGGUGCAUAACCAGUGGCAGGUCCAGGGGGAGGGUGUAGCGGCAAGACCCGAACAUAGCACGUGCCCAGCGUGUCACAUGAACACGUGUGCCUGUCCAGGAAACACGUACCUUUUCCUGACCUGAGGUGGUGUACUAAUACUAUGCCGUCCUUCCUAGGUGAGUCUUUUUAAUAAGGUCUGAUGUGCCUUAACCCCUUCCCCCAGUACGUACUGUAAGGAUAUACCGCGCACUUCAUUGAGGGACCUGCUCUACGCCCUCUCCCCACUAGCCGGGCAGGACCCGCCGCUGCUUGUACAUUUUAUCAGUAGGCAGUACUAGUGAUAUCAGUAGAGACGGUUAAUGUCAAGUUAUAGUCAGAAUAUAAAACAUAUAAUGCCAAGUAUAUUGUAUGUCCUAAGUUUCUAAAUGUGUAUUUAAAUAAACAUUGUAAGUGAA
This is a messenger RNA of Scylla paramamosain (green mud crab), 2398 nucleotides long. RefSeq lists its product as uncharacterized. The transcript is spliced from 9 exons. The record is from RefSeq and is a predicted model, not a curated record. NCBI's taxonomy places the organism in Eukaryota, Metazoa, Arthropoda, Malacostraca, Decapoda, Portunidae. The coding region runs from base 196 to 1167 and encodes 323 amino acids.